AUGGACGCUCGUCUGCCCGCCUGGGCACUGGUGCUGCUGGGCCCGGCGCUGGUGCUGGCACUGGGUCCCUCGCCCACCCCAGGAGCGCGCGAGCAGCUGUGUGGCCAUCACUUCGUGCGUGCGCUGGUGCACGUGUGCGGGGGACCGCGCUGGUCCCCUGAGGCCGGGAGGCCCGCGGCUGGUGGCGACCGUGAGCUGCUGCAGUGGAUGGAGGGACGACAUCUCCUCCAUGGGCUGGUGGCUGAUGGGGACCCCGCCCUGGUACCUGAUCCACAGCCCCUACCCCAGGCCUCUCACCAUCAUCGCCACCACCGAGCAGCUGCCAUCAACCCUGCACGCCACUGCUGCCUCAGUGGCUGCACCCAACAAGACCUACUGACUCUCUGUCCCCACUGA
Messenger RNA from Cynocephalus volans (Philippine flying lemur), 396 nucleotides. It is a transcript of the gene INSL3, whose product is annotated as insulin like 3. Gene Ontology annotation, molecular function: hormone activity; G protein-coupled receptor binding. The transcript has 2 exons. The record is from RefSeq and is a predicted model, not a curated record. Gene Ontology annotation, cellular component: extracellular region. Gene Ontology annotation, biological process: adenylate cyclase-inhibiting G protein-coupled receptor signaling pathway. The coding region runs from base 1 to 396 and encodes 131 amino acids. NCBI's taxonomy places the organism in Eukaryota, Metazoa, Chordata, Mammalia, Dermoptera, Cynocephalidae.